Ostrea edulis (European flat oyster) is the source of this 1635-nucleotide messenger RNA. Its product is annotated as proteoglycan 4-like. The record is from RefSeq and is a predicted model, not a curated record. The coding region runs from base 260 to 1375 and encodes 371 amino acids. The transcript is spliced from 3 exons. NCBI's taxonomy places the organism in Eukaryota, Metazoa, Mollusca, Bivalvia, Ostreida, Ostreidae.
AACACCUAUUUGUUUACCAUCGUGGAAGUCAAUAAACUUUUAAUUGCCUUGUCUCAUAACAAAAAUCUCGAAAGCCUAUUUAGCAUUGAUUGAUUUAAAAGAAUGACAUGUGUCUUCAUAUAUGACCUUAGUCAUUUGUUUUAGAUAGAACUUAAACCUACAGUUUGUCAACAGUAAAGGGCUUUAGCUUUGGAUUAAGAACAGAGGAGUGUUCUAGACUUUCACUUUUUAUAGGCAGCCGCUUUCUAGAUCAAUCACUAUGCCGAGAAUUCUUCUUCUUUGCCUUCUCGGUAUGCUGUUAGUGAGUCAAAUAGACGCACAGAAAAGCAAACGAAAGUCUAAGUUUAAAGCGCUGCUCCCUGUCUUUGAACGUUCAAAGCCCAAACCAAACAGCAUUGCUGAAAAACCAACGAAAACUGCAAGUGCGUCAUCAUCGUCAACUGUUGAAGCUGGUGGAACUCUUAACACCGGUAAAGCAACAGCAUCUCAACCAGUUAGCCCUCCUAAAGAAGUUAUUCUUCCGGAACCUUCAAAACCCGUUAAACAACCCCAAGACCUGGUAAUCCAGAGUCCUAAAGUGAAAUCUGACAGACCCAAAGCUACCCCAUAUAGUCUACUAUUGCCAGACAAACCCGUAAAGAAACCAGCCAAAUCUCGAGUAGAACAAUACCGUCCAGCAAAACCCAAGUUUCCCAUGACGAAAACGAAAUCAUCUUGGAGUCAUGUUCCGUCAAAGCCUAAAUCCAAAUCCAAAAAUGUAAAUUUUUUCGGUAUGAGACCAAAGCCUACCACAACACCCAAACCAACCACACCGGCACCACCACUUCCUGUCCAACAAAGCUUAUUUAACUUUUUUAACGGACAAAAUGUCCCUUCCCCAGCUCAACAGGCAAUGCCUUUCCCACUUCCAUCGAUGCCACCAUACCCCGGCCUGCCAAACAACAACCCACAACUUAAUAAUGUCUACAAAAUGAUUGCCACAUGGCUUGUGUCUCAUGCUAUGCAUGGGGGCAAUAACGUUGCUCCCACAACUCCUCGUCCUGUCCUCACCACACCGAAACAAACUCCUCCACCGAUGCGUUUUUCUGCGAAACGUGCAAAACCACAUCAUCAACAUCAAAGAAAGAAUUCUUUGUCGCGGCCUCAAGAACAAGCAAGGAGACCAAAUAGGAACAGAAAACGCACGCGCUCUCAGAAAAAAGCAAACGAAAAGAAUAAGAACAGCAAAAUGCAAGAAGAAGCGCUAAGACGAAUGAGACAGAAGGCUUACGAAGAAUACAUGGAUGAGGUUUAUGAUAUUGACGUUCCAGAAAAACCAUUUGCCAAUGGAGCACCACCAUAUCAUCAGGGACCACCAUUUGGAUUCCCAUGGUGAUUUCAGAAAUUUCAAUAGAUAGAUCACGAAAUUCCAGUUGAUGGGAGAUAUCAAAACUCACCAGUACUUUCAUCUAUUUAUUAUUUCAUUCUUGAUUUCUCUGAACUACAAGAAAUAUUCAAGUUUCGUCGAUGAUUUGCUUCGAGUCCAAGGAUUGCUGUCGCGUCUUUCAACCAAGAGAACGCUUACCCACGAAUUCAAAAACAUAUGCUGUGACAUAGUAUAAAAUAUUAUAAUAAAUAUUUAUACUUGAAUGUAAA